AUGGCGAACGACGACGACUCGGCUGGAGAUGAGAUGAUGGCGGGUCCUGGCGCCAGUGGGGGAGGGAGAAGGCGGAGGAGGAGGACGUCGCGUCGGCUCGGAAAGGCUGGCAGGCCUAGCGCAGGCAGGGAGGUCAAGGAAGCCUCGGUCGAGCCUUCGAGGGUUCGGCGUGCGUCACGGAAAGUCGGUUGUCGGCUAUGCAGGGAGACGACGACCUUCGUCGUUGAUGGUCGUUGGCCGCUGGGGCAUGUCGAUGGGAGGGGAGGAUGGAGGCGGCAGGGUGGUGUCUGGUGUGUAACUGUGUGUCGUGUGACUCGAGGACCCAGACAGCUAGGGUUGAGAUGUUUUAGACGACGUCCAAACGACAUAGUUUAA
This is a messenger RNA of Linum trigynum, 375 nucleotides long. Lineage: Eukaryota; Viridiplantae; Streptophyta; Magnoliopsida; Malpighiales; Linaceae. The record is from the annotation of a GenBank genome assembly.